Protobothrops mucrosquamatus (brown spotted pit viper) is the source of this 591-nucleotide messenger RNA. It is a transcript of the gene VMO1, whose product is annotated as vitelline membrane outer layer 1 homolog. The transcript has 3 exons. Lineage: Eukaryota; Metazoa; Chordata; Lepidosauria; Squamata; Viperidae. The record is from RefSeq and is a predicted model, not a curated record. Bases 1 to 591 code for a protein of 196 amino acids.
AUGGCUGCUCUCUGGUUGUGGCUCUUGGCGGCAGCCCUGGCGGGGACUGGCGCUGCCCCAGAAAGCUGGUCUGCCAUUGGGGUGUCCAACGGGGGUCCCUGGGGGCCCUGGGCCUGGCAGGAAAUGUGCCCCCGAGGGACCUAUGCCACGGGAUUCAGCCUCAAGGUGGAGCCUUAUCAAGGGAAGACGAAAGACGACACGGCCCUGAACGGCGUCCGGCUGCACUGCACGGAUGGCAGCCACGGUGGGAAGCCUGAGGCCAAAACGGUGGAGUCCCAGAGCAACGUGUGGGGCCACUGGAAUGACCCCCUCCGGUGCACCCCGGGCAGCUACCUGACCGGCUUCUCUCUGCGGGUGGAGCGUGUCCGGCGUGGCGUCAGCGACUACAUGGGCGCCACCAAUCUCCGCUUUCUCUGCUCAGAUGGGAGGGUCCUGGAGGGGCAAGGCCUGCCCUGGGGGGAGUACGGAGCCUGGAGCCCCUCCUGCCGCAAGGGCCUGUGUGGGAUCCAGACCAAGCAGGAGGCCAUCCGGGGCGUCCUGAUGGAUGACUCUGCCCUCAACGACGUCCGGUUCUUCUGCUGCGCCGAGUGA